Candidozyma auris is the source of this 6372-nucleotide messenger RNA. It is a transcript of the gene CCH1, whose product is annotated as Cch1p. The coding region runs from base 1 to 6372 and encodes 2123 amino acids. Lineage: Eukaryota; Fungi; Ascomycota; Pichiomycetes; Serinales; Metschnikowiaceae. Gene Ontology annotation, molecular function: high voltage-gated calcium channel activity; calcium ion binding. Gene Ontology annotation, biological process: calcium ion import across plasma membrane. Gene Ontology annotation, cellular component: membrane; voltage-gated calcium channel complex. The record is from RefSeq and is a predicted model, not a curated record. The transcript has a single exon.
AUGGAGAAAAGGCUUCCGAGUUACGUGGAGGAGCACGUUCCCCAUGAGGACUACGACUUUAUAGAUCAUGCGGUUGAGAGCGACUUUGAUGCGAUCCAGCGUGGUGUGGUCGAUGCUUUGGGCACAAAUGACCAUCUGGGCUUGUGGAGGGUGGGCACCUCCCAUCGAGACGAGGAGCAGGAGCCUCUGCUGCCUCAGCUGACACCUUAUAACCGUUACCCUGACACACACCCUGACUACACUCUAGAAAGUGAUUUGACGUAUGAUAUACCUUUGAUCACCUUUAAUCAACCAGACACUUCACAGAACACGGCAGCUUCGGAGCGACCCCAGUUGAAGCUCACUACUCAAGAUCUCGAUUCGUUGGAGGCUGGCGCUUAUAGAGCUCCUCUGCCUUCGAGGGCACCGCAGUCUCCUUCAAAACUACCCGAUUUCCUCACAAGAAUGUCUAACAGAAUUGCCGGUGACAACAAUCCGCCUCCUACACCAAGUGCCGAAAGAUCUCACUCUUUCAGUGAAUUUCUACAUCCAUCUACAUCCUCGAAACAUCCUGAAUCUCCGAGCCCUUCAGCUCAGGAGCCGACGUUUGGAAGCGUCCAAUCGAUAGAUACAAGCGCGGAACAUCACAGUGACGAUGGACACUCCAAAGUCUCAAGUGAUGGACAAACUCGAGACAUACCGACUCUAUCAACAGAGAGCGUCAAUAAUAUCAGUCGUCCCACUCUACAACGUACUCACUCUGAUGCUGUGCUGGGCGUCAGUGGAGGUUCAGUUCCACUCAGUGCUGCUGCAAAGCCAUUUUUUUCAAAAAUUGAGAGAGCGGAAAGAUUUGAUCAUCUCUAUCUCUACGGCAAGUCAUGUGGCAUGUUUACAAGCAAAAGCAAGCUACGAAUAAUGUGUCAUCGUCUAGUGUCACACCCGAUGACUAGCUCCUUCCUUCUAUUUUUGCUCGUACUUCAGACAGCCUUGCUUUCAUACCGUGAAUGGAAUCCUGAAGCUCUUGAUGGGUAUUACUACUCCGGUUACAAUUGGGCGGACUACAUUUUAAUGGCUAUUAACAUACUAUAUUCCAUAGAAGUGUUUGCGAAGAUCAUCGCAUAUGGCUUCAUAUCUGACAAAGUCAUGUUUGACGAAUUGGGUUUGGAAUAUCCCCUGACUGGGUUUCUUAUGUCCGCAAAACGUGCGAUCGACAACAUUCCAUUUACAUCAAUCAUUAAAAGGCUAUACCAUAAGUGGGCAGACACUAGGAGACUUAAAAGUGCAGACCUCAAUAUCAAGUAUGAUGAUUUCGUACUGAAUGAGGAUCUGUUCAAUCAUCACAGAAGAGAAGAUCCCCAUAAGCCAGAAUUCACAAGUUUCGCUGCCGGUCAGUCCCCUCAAAUGAAUGGCGUAAGGAAACAAAACACUUUUCUCUAUUCAACACAAAUACGAAGAAAAGUUGAUGAAAUGAAUUUGCGCCGUGCAUACCUACGUACUAGUUGGCAGGUUAUCGACUUCAUCUCGAUGGUAUGCUUUUGGAUUUCAUUGCCAUUGUCUUACAAUCAUUAUGACGCGAAGCAUCACAUCUUUCUCUUCAGGGCACUCAGCUGUCUAAGAAUAUUGCGUCUCUGUAAUUUGACAACGGGUACUAAUAUAAUUCUUCGUGCCAUUCACUCUGCGAUCCCGCAGCUUGUUGAUGUUUCUUUAUUUAUCUGCUGUUUCUGGGUGAUAUUCGGUAUUAUCGGUGUUCAGUCCUUCAAAUCGUCAUUGACAAGGCAUUGUCAAUGGACUAAUCCCGAGGAUCCCUCCGAAACCUACUUGAAUUCGGAUCUGUAUUGCGGGUCUUUCAUUGGUCGAGAUGGCUUCGUCAGAUCUUUCUUAGAAAGAGAUGGAAGCUCGUCGGGCGUAAUCAAGGGCUAUCGUUGUCCCAUGUACUCCGUGUGUCAAUCAGGUGAAAAUCCAUAUGGUGGAACGGUGAAUUUUGAUAAUAUCUUCCAGUCCAUGCAAUUAGUUUUCGUCAUAAUGAGUGCCAAUACUUUCACUGACAUCAUGUAUUAUACGAUGGACACUGAUAACAUUGGUUCGUCCCUAUUUUUCAUAUUUUGCAUCUUUAUAUUGACUGUUUGGUUGUUGAAUGUCUUUAUCGCAGUGAUAGUCACAUCGUUCAACAUCGCUCAACUCGAAGAUGCCGAAGACAAAAAGCGUAAAGACGAGGGACGCCGGACAUCUCUUUUGGCAAUUUUUGGUUUUAAUGACAAACUUCAUAAUCAGAAGGUAUAUCCUCUAAUUCAAAAAAGACUAUAUUUGCGGAUAUAUUACAAAAUUGAGAUCUUCUUUGUCAUGCUCAUUGCCACCGACUUAAUCAUACAAGCCUUGAGAGAUCACAACAUGUCGGAUCAGAGAGCACAUGGUCUCUACAGAUUCGAAGCAGCUGUAACAGCUACCCUUUUUGUGGAAAUCAUCAUAAGGUUCUUACUUUACUAUCCUCAUUGGCGUACCUUUUUCAUGUCGAGGAGAAACUUUUUUGACAUGUUCCUUGCAAUCAUCACAGGCAUAAUUAUAUUGGGACCUGUGAAAUCUCUUUUGGGGCACGCUUAUUAUUGGCUCACAGUUUUCCAAAUUGCAAGGAUUUACCGAGUUGUACUCUCCAUUGGUAUCACCAGAAACCUUUGGAUGAAGCUUACAAAUAACAUAAAGGCUAUAUUUGACUUGGCAUUGUUCUACUACAUUCUUUUGUUUUUACUGAGCAUUAUAGUGACGCGGUAUUUUGAGGGCACGGCGACGAAAGAAGAUACAACUGAAGAUUUUUUCACAUCCUUGUAUACUUUGCCAAAUGCGUUCAUGUCAUUGUACAUCAUCACAACCACUGAAAAUUGGACCACAGCUGUUUACGGGCUUCAAGAGGCAGCAAAAACAGUGUCACUGCGAGCAUUUGGUACGAUCUUUUUGUAUGCUUGGUUUGUGGUGUCCAACACAAUGAUAUUGGGUAUUUUCAUUGCUGUGAUUGCAAGAACUUUGGAAGUCUCCGAGGAGGGCAAGCGUAAGCAACAACUACUUCAGUUUAUUGAUAAUAUGACGAAGCGACUCCAAAGCAUUACUCAUGAGACAGGUGCUUUGUCCAAGUGGAAACACAAGAUAUUUAAAAGAAAAGACGAUAAGAACAUAGAAAGGGCUAUGACAAAUCUUUUGUUGAGUGGUACGGCUGUGAAUGAAUUCUUGGAAAAAGAUCUCGAGCCUGAGGAUCGCGAUGAUGAGGAGAUCAAGCCGCUUCCUCGGAAUCCCGUUCAAAGAUGGAUCAAAGUUAAUUUUACACGAGCCUUAAGUGUUGUCAAAAAUCCUUUUUAUUCUUCAGGGCGAAAAAGUAUACCCCUCGAAAGCUUUGAUCCUGCUAAGUUUGCACAGAAUGUCAUCACGGAAAGAAAUCAACUCGUCAGCAGUCAAGAUGAAUACUUGCGGAAUAACCCAAUGUUUAACACGGUAUUUUACAUGUUGGGUCCCCGUCAUAGAUUAAGACGAUUCUGUCAGCGCAUUGUGUUUUCUAGUUACGGUGAAAGAGUUGAUGGAGUAGAGCCCAACAAAACUGUGGGAGAAAUAUUUAUCGCUCUCAUGUUCCUUUCAACGGUAGGAAUUGUGGUGACUACUUGCAUACUAACUCCCUUAUUUCGGAGAGAUAUCAUUAAUCAAGAAGGAAAAUGGAGUUGGGCCUUCAUUAUUGACGUCGUCUUUAUUUGCAUCUUCACCAUCGAGCUAUUAAUAAAGAUCACGGCAGAUGGCAUUAUAUUUACUCCAAAUGCAUACUUCAGGUCUUCUUGGAACUGGAUCGAUUUCAUCGCCUUAGCAUCCUUGUGGAUUGAAUUCAUUUCUGUUUUGAGAAAUGAUGGCCAUUUAUCGAGAAUUGUGCGUGGUUUGAAAGCAUUAAGAGCAUUGAGGUUGUUGACAAUAUCGGAGACAGCAAAAAGUAAUUUUCAUUACACCAUGAUAUCAGGCUUCGGUAAAAUAAUGAGUGCAGCUCUCAUAUCGAUUACAUUACUUCUCCCGUUCUCGAUUUGGGGUCUUAAUAUUUUUACUGGAAGACUUGGUACUUGCACUGACGAUUCUCUUGGUGAAGCUGAUUGCUACAACGAGUCCGGGAACACUGUUUUUGAUUGGGAUGUCAUAUCUCCAAAUGCCUACGUUGAACCAUUCCUCAACUUCAACAACUUUGCAAGGUCAAUUUCUACCCUUUAUCAGAUUGUCUCCUUGGAGGGAUGGACGGAAUUGCUUAUGCAAGUAAUGCAGAGCACAGGGGAGGGGACACCACCUGAAUUAUUUGCUUCUCCAUUUAAUGGUGUCUUCAUCAUCCUCUUUAAUAAUGUCAGCAUAGUUUUCAUUUUGACGUUGUUUGUGUCUGUGAUUAUCGACAACUAUUCUAGGGUAACUGGAAGAGCGUACUUGACGAAAAGCCAAAUUCAAUGGUAUCAGGUAAAGAAGUUUCUCAAACAAGUAAAGCCUUCUAAAAGAAUGGACAGAUCCAACAUGCCCGGUCUACGAAGACUCUGCUAUAAUCUCACUGUUGAGAAGAACAUAGUAUGGUGGCAGACAUUGAAUCUUUGUUUAUUUAUUCAUAUUAUCGCCCUUCUUAGCGAAACUUUCCCAGAGAGAGAUGGCAUCAAUACCGCACGUUAUGUAUUUUUGAUGAUAUCAUCUUCGAUCUUCAUUGUCAAUUCUUUGAUGUUGUGUUAUGCUCUUGGUUACAAGAGCUUUAUACAAAAUAAGUGGAAUCUUUUUCAAGCACUUGUGUCGAUUGGAGCCUUUGUAACUACUAUUUUGUCGUUCCCCAUUGACUCAAGUUCCAUCUUUAUCAACUUCAACAAAUUGUUUUUGGUCGCCAUGCUUACUUUCAUCUUCCCAAGAAGCAACAAACUUUCCCAGUUGUUGCGUUUUGCUUCGGCCUCAUUUCCAUCAUUGGCAUCCUUAAUUUUCACGUGGUUCGUGGUUUUCAUGGUGUAUGCUAUUGCAAUGAAUCAGAUAUUUGGUAUGACAAAAACAGGACCGAACACCACCGGCAAUAUAAAUUUGCGUUCCGUCCCCAAAGCGUUGAUUUUACUCUUUAGAUGCUCAUUCGGAGAGGGAUGGAAUGAUAUUAUGAGUGAUUUCACGGUUGAAUCACCAUGGUGUACAGCGGAUCAAACGCUUGAUGACUCCGAUUGCGGUAGUCAGCAGUAUGCUUACAUCUUAUUUAUGUCAUGGAAUGUUAUAUCCAUGUAUAUUUUCCUAAAUCUUUUCGUUUCGCUCAUCUUGGACAGUUUCAGUUAUAUCAACUCUGGAUCAGAUUACGUUGACCUAAUCAGUCGCGAGGAGGUUAGAAAAUUCAAGAGGGCUUGGCAACAGUUCGAUCCCAAUGGAACUGGCUUCAUCAAGCCGUACGAUCUACCUAAGUUCUUACAUUCGCUCACGGGAUCAUUGAGCUUUCGUUUCUAUUCUGGAGACUUGUCAAUACCUGAGCUUUGUCGAAAAUGGAUUAGACGAAAUAACCCUCAUGACCCGUAUGAUAUUUCUGUGAAUUAUGACGAGGUGGAAAACAUCAUGAACAAGAUGGACAUUCCAAAAAUUCAAGAACGAAGGAGGGUAUACGAGAGGUUCCUAGAAGAGGCUAUCAUGAACAUGGAGAUUCACGAGGAACCGGGCAUUUCGUUCACAAGAAUUCUACUCCAGAUCCCUCUUUACAAUUCUUUUGAUCCGAGCCAAUGUCUAAUUUUAUUGGAUUUCUUGGACAGAAGGUUAUUUUAUCAAAAGCUUGAGAAGCGGAUGAAGCUCAAAAGGGUUUAUGAGACUGUUGCAGCUUUUGCAUGCCGCUGGAAAUACGUCGAAAACAAACGUCACGGUGUGAGGGAUACGAAUAUCAAUUUCGACAAGGAGCUCAAGAGAUCAAGUUACUUCGCAAACGAGGAGCUUUCAUUAAAGGAGCCUAUGGAGGAGCAGGAUGAGGUCAGUGUCUCAGAUACAGAAGACUCUUCAUCCGACAAUGAGCUUAUACCUUUGCAUAAGGAUAAUCUCAAAGUUCAUAAGGGUGAUUACUACCCGAAGUCACCAGUUCAUCUUUUCAAGGGCACCGAUAAGUUUGGUCAGGACCACGAUGUUUAUCAUCACCCUGUUCGACUGGAAGCGGCCCACUCGCCCUCACAAUUGAGUCCAUCUAUUCAUCUGGCUCCUUGGGAAGAUAAAAGCAAUUUGUCUGCUGUCGAUCUCACCACUAUUGGUGAAACGCUAGAAAAUAGUAGCUGGGGGGAUGCAUUUAGAGAAGUUACAAGUAGAGGCUCCACUUCUCACAGAAUUAUAUCUAGACGACCUUCAACAAAUGGUCUGGACAAUUCAUACAACAGUCAAAGUUACGAAGACAAGAAGUUUAGCUGA